UUUAAACUGAAUAGGCGGCUGAGGCCUAAGUUGCCGCUUCUCAACGGCAGGAUUUUAGAGCUGGGCUUAGCCUGUGAGGGCUCACAUAGAGAGUGUGAAUUGGGGGCACACUGUCCUUUGCCCUACCCGCUCCGCGGGGAGGAGCCGCCCCAGCAGGAUCGAAGGUCGCCGAGGUGGACGGCUGGGUCAGAGGGAAUGUCCGUCCCGGGGUGAAGUCUCAAGGGUCGUCCCGCGUCUGACCGAGCCGAGGUCUGCUUAUCCCGCGCGAUUGCGUCUCUGCUGAACUUGCUUGUUGUGGAACGAAAGGGAAUUUGGGAGCGCCAGGGGUGUCUCCGGGCUCUCUCUUAGCUGUCACUUUGGCGACGUUUUUACUUCAAGGAGUUCAGUCUCGACAGAGUUUUGAAUCCAGACCUGAAGAAUGAUUCGCGAAGCAGGAAUGGGUGACAGUGUCAUCACGGCAUUUUAUUGACAAUGGAUCCUUGUGAUGCAUCAGAAUUGACUCCUAGACAAAGUGCAUCUUCAAGUCCUAAAGAUGACUUUAUAGGUGCCACCCCACUGCAGAAACGAUUAGAAUCAGUCAGGAAGCAGACUUCAUUUGUCCCAACUCCACCUCGAAGGAAAAUUCCGCAGUGUUCACAAUUGCAGGAAGAUAUCGAUACUCAAAAGGUUGCAUUCCUUCUGCAUAAGCAAUGGACUUUAUAUAGUUUAACUCCCUUGUAUAGAUUCUCCUAUACCAAUCUCAAAGAGUAUUCUAGACUUCUGAGUGCAUUUAUUACUGCAGAAAAGCAAAAAGGAUUUGCUGUGGAAGUGGGAGAAGACUUCAACAUCAAAGUGAUUUUCUCUACCCUCCUAGGAAUGAAAGGAACACAAAGGGACCCUGAAGCAUUUCUUGUCCAGAUUCUUUCAAAAUCUCAAUUGCCAUCUGAGAACACAGAAGGUAAAGUGUUAUGGACUGGUUGGUUCUGCUGUGUAUUUGGAGACAGUCUUCUCGAGACUGCUACAGAAGAUUUCACCUGUCUUCCCUUGUUCCUUGCAAAUGGAGCAGAGUCUAAUACAGCCAUAAUUGGAACCUGGUUUCAGAAAACUUUUGACUGCUAUUUCAGUCCGUUAGCAAUCAAUGCGUUUAAUCUCACCUGGAUGGCUGCUAUGUGGACUGCAUGCAAAAUGGACCGUUAUAUGGCUACUACUGAAUUUCUUUGGUCUGUACCCUGUAGUCCUCAAAGUCUGGAUAUUUCCUAUGCCAUACAUCCAGAGGAUGCAAAAGCUUUGUGGGACAGUGUCCACAAAACACCUGGGGAGGUUACCCAGGAGGAAGUUGACUUAUUCAUGGACUGCCUUUAUUCACAUUUCCAUAGACAUUUCAAAAUUCAUUUAUCAGCCACAAGAUUAAUUCGUGUUUCAACAUCUGUAGCUUCAGCACAUACUGAUGGAAAAAUAAAGAUUCUUUGUCAUAAAUACCUUAUUGGAGUGUUGGCAUAUUUGACAGAACUGGCAAUUUUUCAAAUUGAGUGAGGCCUUGUGUGGACUAUUGAGUUAUGGAUUAUAUACCUUUUUCUCAUUGAUUGCUUGCUAUGCUGAGAGAGACUGCAGGAAAAAUAGGCAUCUAUCUCUAUGUGUUUUCCUCAAAGUGCCUUUGGGUGGCCCAGAUGGAAGCCAGGAAGGAUCCAGAAGAACAAAGAAGGUGGUAAUGGAUAAGCUAUUGCCAGGUGUCGAGAUGAUCUAGAAUGCUAGCCUCUUGAAAUGUUGAGUUCUUAAU
Choloepus didactylus (southern two-toed sloth) is the source of this 1756-nucleotide messenger RNA. RefSeq names its product centromere protein L (gene CENPL). The record is from RefSeq and is a predicted model, not a curated record. NCBI's taxonomy places the organism in Eukaryota, Metazoa, Chordata, Mammalia, Pilosa, Megalonychidae. The transcript has 5 exons. The coding region runs from base 472 to 1512 and encodes 346 amino acids.